Molecule: messenger RNA, 2895 nt
Organism: Lolium rigidum
Lineage: Eukaryota; Viridiplantae; Streptophyta; Magnoliopsida; Poales; Poaceae
Product: SNF2 domain-containing protein ENL1-like
Exons: 17
Coding region: 1-2895 (964 amino acids)
Molecular function (GO): DNA translocase activity; ATP binding; ATP-dependent chromatin remodeler activity
Source: RefSeq, a predicted model, not a curated record
AUGGCGAGCACCUCUUCCCUGCUGGGCUGGCUCUCACGCCACUGCCCGCUGCCUCCCUCCUCCUUCCCCUCCUUUCUUCAACCUCCAGUCCCACCAGCCAUGCCGCCCUCCUCGUCCUUGGGCCACCAUCCGUCCGCGGCCGCCCAUCUUUCCACAGCCGGCAGCAACAGCAGCACCUCCUCUGACGAAGACAGGAUGCAGGGUGUUGGAAGCAGAGAUGGAGACGGCAACAAUGAGGAAAUCCAUGGCACGGAUCCGUCGGAGGAGGUCGGAGGGGGAUUCAAGCUCACUACAGCAAGGGUCUUCAGCGAGGUCCUCAGCGCAGUUGGGUGGCACUCGCUGCCUUCAUCCUCCUUCCCUCCCUUUACUCAAUACCUGCAGCUGCAGGCUACAGUGCCAUCAUCCAUGGCCACGCCCAAGCCGCCCCCCUCCCCGUCCUUGCACAUCUCUGAAGCCGACCUUUCCGGCGGCUCCCAGAGCCCAGUGCAUGCCGAACCUGCUGCAGACGUGGCGAUGAUCAUGAAGGUGAAGCUGCCAGGCUGCCGCCGCCUAUGCAAGAUCAGCAACACCUCUUCCGGCCAGGACCAGCUGCAGGGCGUUGGGAGCAGCAGCUGGGAGAUGGAGGAGCCCAUGUCCACAGGGGAAUUCGAAUAUGAAGACGACGACAUCAAGGAGGUGGUGGAAUACCAUGACACCCAGGCGGUGGUGUCGGAAGAACUUCCGGACUUGGAGAUGGAGGCCACCGUCGGAAGCGGGAAGCCGCCAUACAAUCUGCAGGAUGUUGGAAGCAGCAGCCGGGAGAUGAAAGAGCCCACGUCCACGGGGGAUUGUGAAGACGACGACGAUGUCAAGGAGGUCUUGGAAUACCAUGACACCGAUGCGGCAGAGGAGAAAGACAGACUUCCAGACUUCGAGAUGGUGGACACCGUGGCAAGCAGCAAGCCGCCGUACAAGCUCCCGGCAAGAAUAUUCAACAAGCUCUAUCCCCACCAGCGCGAGGGGCUCAUCUGGCUCUGGUCUCUCCACUGCAGGGGAACCGGUGGGAUCCUCGGUGACGACAUGGGACUAGGCAAAACCAUGCAGGUUUCUGCCUUCCUUGCAGGGUUGUUCCACUCUGGUCUAAUAAGGAGGGUGCUAGUCGUUACCCCGAAUAUGGUUCUCACCCAUUGGAUCAAGGAACUAUCAGUCGUCGGCCUCAGGCACAAGAUCAGCACCUACUAUGGCCCCAAAAAAGAUGUUCGUCACUAUGAGCUGCAACAUGUCUUCAAGGAGGGAGGCAUCUUGUUAACAACGUAUGAUAUGGUCCGAAUAAACUACAAACAGAUAAGGGGUGAUUUCUAUGACGAGGAGGAGGAGGGGAAAAUGUGGAAUUAUGUUAUUCUUGAUGAGGCACAUUUGAUCAAGAACCCGAAAGCACAAAGAUCCCAAUGCUUAUUGGAAAUACCUUGUGUCCAUCGGAUUGCCAUCAGCGGAACACCUAUACAGAAUAACUUGAAGGAAAUGUGGUCGAUUUUCUCUUUUUGUUGCCCGGAAGUCUUGCCUGAUAAGGAUGAGUUCAGAAAAAAGUAUGAAGUACCUAUCUAUGAAGGAAAUGACAAGAGCGCUAGAAGUCUAGCGAAGGACAUAAGCUCAGACGUAGCAAAGGAAUUAAGAGAACGAAUAAAGCCAUACUUCUUGCGUCGUACGAAAAGUGAAGUAUUCCUUGAGACUGGUUUGACAGAUGAUAAACAGCUUCCGAAGAAGAAUGAGCUGGUUAUCUGGCUGAAAUUAACUGAUCGUCAGAGGCAGCUAUAUAAAGCUUUUCUGAAAUGUGAACUUGUUCAUUUAGCAGCAUCGCGAGGAAAUCCCUUGGCUGCAAUCACGGUAUUGAAGAAAAUAUGUGAUCACCCACAGUUAGUGACUAAGAGAGAUGAGGAAAUGGAUAUGGCUGAAAACAAUGAUCAGGAAAUGGAGAUGGCUGAAAAAAUGGCCAUGAACCUCGGAGAUAUGCCUCGUGAUGAUGAGGCAGUGGAAGUCGGCCCGGAAGUCUCAUGCAAGUUAUCUUUUAUCUUGGCGUUAUUGCGGAAUCUUCUUGAAGAAGGACACCAUGUUCUGAUAUUUUCUCAGACUCAUAAAAUGUUAAACCUGAUUCAGGAAGCUAUAUUAUUAGAGGGCUACAGCUUUUCGCGCAUGGAUGGCAACACUGAGAUUUCUGAGAGGGAAAGGAUCGUGAAGGAUUUCCAAGAGGGCCUUGGAGCUCAGAUAUUUUUGCUGACCACAAAAGUCGGUGGUAUUGGACUUACACUCACCAAGGCAGCUCGUGUCAUAGUAGUUGAUCCUGACUGGAAUCCAAGUACGGACGAUCAGAGCAUUGAUCGGGUUUAUCGAAUUGGACAGACACAAGAUGUGAUUGUAUACCGCUUGAUCACAUCCGCAACCGUGGAAGAAAAGAUAUAUAAAACGCAGGAGAUUCAAGAUCCUUUUAGUCUGCCGGAACAAGGUUUUGAUGUAUCCCUUACGCAGAAACAAUUGCAAGAAGAGCAUGGGUAUCCUCUUGACAUAGAUGCGCCGUUGAGGGAGCACAUAGAGUUUCUGGAGCAACAACCAGGGACAGCAGGUGUAGGUUAUCACAGCCUCCUAUUUUCAAAAACAGAAGUCCUGCCGAUGUUUACUGAGAAUAAUGCACUGGACAGGGGUGCCCAUGCUAAGCCAAAGGACGAGUGCUUCACUGCUACAACAUGCACAAAUUCAGAGAUCCCUGAAGAGAUGAACCGGCUGACAGAAACCUUCGCGAGCAUGACACUGGAGCCAAGGCUGUCCGACUGUGCAGACAAGAUAGUAAAUGCUUUGGAUAAUGGAAAGCUGACGGUGGGUGCUGACUCAUCGCCUUCGUCGUCCAAGGAAAUGAUCUACUGA